Molecule: messenger RNA, 2687 nt
Organism: Salvelinus namaycush (lake trout)
Lineage: Eukaryota; Metazoa; Chordata; Actinopteri; Salmoniformes; Salmonidae
Gene: rsu1
Product: Ras suppressor protein 1
Exons: 9
Coding region: 301-1155 (284 amino acids)
Molecular function (GO): protein binding
Source: RefSeq, a predicted model, not a curated record
GGGCACAUAAAAUGAGAGGGAAAGAGUGAAAGGAAGAAAGAGAAAGGGUGGGAAGGAGUGAGUGAGAGAAACACGACUCAGGGAGUGUUGUAUGGAGGCUCGUCAACCCAACACAGCCAAGCACGAAGAAAGUAGCACUCAGCCAGGGGAGCCCUCUAGGUUUACCUCCUCCUGUUCAUGCCUGUCUAGGUGUUCUACGCUGGAGGAAGAGCAGGAGGAGGACGGGGAGGAAGCUCAGGUUGCAGUGUAUUGUGUUAUGGUGCCGUGUCUGAGCCAGGACACUAGGAGCCAGGCCAGAGAAUGUGUCUCCCAUGCAAGAAAAUGUCCAAGUCUUUGAAGAAAAUCGUAGAGGAGAGUCGGGAGAAGAAUAUACCCGAGGUCGAUAUGUGCGACAGGGGUGUAUCAAACAUGUUGGACAUUCCAGGGUUAUUCACACUGUCCAACAUUACCCAGCUGGUUCUGAGUCACAACAAGCUCACAACCAUUCCUGCCAACGUGGCUGACUUGAAGAACCUGGAGGUUCUCAAUGUGUUCAACAACCAGAUAGAAGAGCUGCCCACUCAGAUCAGCAGCCUGCAGAAGCUCAAACACCUCAACCUUGGUAUGAACAGGAUGAGUGCUCUGCCCCGAGGCUUCGGGUCCCUGCCUGCUCUGGAGGUGCUGGACCUGACCUACAACAACCUGAACGAGAGCUCACUGCCCGGCAAUUUCUUCUACCUCACUACCCUGCGUGCACUCUAUCUCAGUGACAACGACUUUGAGAUGCUUCCUCCAGACAUCGGCAAGCUGGGCAAGCUGCAGAUUCUGAGUCUGAGGGAUAAUGACCUCAUCUCUCUGCCUAAAGAGAUAGGAGACCUGGCCCAGCUCAAAGAGCUCCACAUUCAGGGCAACAGGCUCACUGUGCUGCCCCCUGAACUGGGUAAUCUGGAUCUGACUGGGCCUAAGCAGGUGUUCAAGGCUGAGAAUAACCCGUGGGUGACCCCCAUUGCAGACCAGUUCCAGCUGGGAGUCUCCCAUGUGUUUGAAUACGUCCGCUCUGAGACCUACAAGUAUCUGUACGGCCGACACAUGCAGGCCAACCCCGAGCCUCCGAAGAAGAACAACGACAAAACCAAAAAGAUCAGCCGCAAGCCCCUGGCCGCCAAAAACAAAUGAGAGAGAGGAGGAUGAGAAGGAUGAAGAGGAGGAGGAGCUGACCGCUUGUUUGCCCCUUUUUUUUAUGUAUUUAUCAGAGGAACACAGAACUACAUUUUAUACUGCUCUAUGUUCAGGAUGUCACACUAGUGUUAGAAUGGUAGGCCACCAUGCAUCUUUAUUCAACAGCCACAGAGGCCGAUUUUAUUACAGCACCCUUUUAAGCAGACCAAAGGACUGAUUCAGUCAACCCAUCCUCUUCAAACCAAUUCAUAAAGCGUCUUUUAUUAACUUUUCUCAGACAGUGUGAUUUUAAACCAUCAGCAAUUUGUUUCUUAACUUAAUUUGGAAGAUAAAUCAUUUCCCAAGCCAUAUCUGUAGUGGUGAAGUCGUUAUACAGGUUGACGGGCUCUGGCCCCUGUGGUCCCACAGUAACUGAAUUAGCUUGUCCUGGCGGGGGAGACUAUUGUGAAACAAUGCUAAUUUGUGUAGCUAUCUGCCGACACAAAACGCCUUGUAGAGUAACCACCAGAGAGACGGCAUUAGCUUCACCCCGCGUUUGAUUUGAUCCAGCUUACCAGAGAGCGAGCGAGACGAGAGGGUGAGGGGAGGGACGCCGGGUGAGGGAGGAGUUUGGGGGGGGGUGUAGGAAGGAGAGCAGGCCAUUUUGGAGAGAGGGGAUGAGGGAGAGUGAGGAGAGAGGAGUAGGCCAUUUGGAGAUGGUCAUAUCCGACCCCUCCAGCACUCCCUGGUGACUCCUUGUCUCCACUGUAGUGAGACAGGUUGUGUAAAGGCAGCCGCUGCAGCCCGAGUGGAUGGAGGGAUUUUAGACGGCUUUAAAGGGUCUUAACUGCAUCUGUUGUAUCCUGCCCUCGAGGGGAGUAGAGGGGUAUAAAGUCACUGACUGUUACCUUUUCCUGCAUUUGCUCUUCUUACAGUCUUGUUUUCUAACACAGGGAUAUGUAUCCUCACUGUCUCUUGUGGUCAAUUGUACAUGUUCGCUGUCUACGAGCUAUGGGAGCCAGCAGUGGCCAAAAUGCCCACAGAGCUCAUUUUUUAUAAAGGAUAACAAGUAGCUUUCAACAAUGGGGUGGCCAUGUACCUUAGAUAUCAGUCAUAUGGGACAUAACACUGAAACAAUAUGGCGUCCUAAAGUUGCAAUCCAUUAUAGUCUGGUACGGUGCUCGGUCAUAAUCCACUUUGUAAAACCGUUGUCCAAGUCUUUUCAAUGGAGAUACUGGAGUAUUUUGAUUGUUCCAUUUUGUCAAGUGACUUUGAAAUACAUCUACAUCUGCAAUUAUCUGGGACAAGCCAUAGAAUAGCCAUUGAUAGCCUGAGUCUUUACUGAAAGUGUUAUUUUUAAACGUGCCUCGGAAACACACGCUUCCUGACAACUGUCCUUAACAUUUCAGCUUAAUAAUGUCAAUGAAAAGAAUGUACUCCUUUUUGUUGUGCUUUUAUCAAGCCAUGCGCCAGAUGCCACAAUAUACUGUACGUUACAUGUGUUCUGUUUUCAAUAUUUUAAAUAAAGCAAUCCAUUUGGUUUGAGUUUA